Miscanthus lutarioriparius is the source of this 1038-nucleotide messenger RNA. The record is from the annotation of a GenBank genome assembly. Lineage: Eukaryota; Viridiplantae; Streptophyta; Magnoliopsida; Poales; Poaceae.
AUGGCGAUGAGCUGGAUCCGAUCGGCUCUCAAGGAGGCCCUCAUAUCUCCGAAGCCGUGGGGCUCCCGCCAGUUUGCUGCCGCCGGCGGCGGCGGCGGCGGCGGCGAGACGCAGGCCGAGAGGGUGGCGGCGGAGAUGGUCCGCUACGCCCUCGGCGGCGCCGUGCACCGGAGCUCGCCAGAGGAGGCGAUGCGGAUACUGGAGCAAGGCGCCUCGAACCUGCAGGGCGGAGGCGAGGGCAGCGCCGAGGCUGUGGGGCUGCUCAUGCUCGCUAUGUCCACGCUGCUCUACCGGAGUGGAAGACGCCAAGAUGCAAUGGAAAAGCUCAAAGCAACCCAACAAGUUGCCCCUUCUGCAGCUUUUAGAGUUGCAGCGUGGGAAGCGCUAAUGGGAUUACACAUGGAGGCAGGGCAGGUGAUGUCCUACUUGAUUUCCCCAAAUGAUUUAGUUGAUCUGUCAAUCAAAGAUGAUAGCAAAUGGUCUGAUCAGGACCAUCUUAAAUUUCGGGUUAAUGCUAUCAGGGGACUUGUUGCACUUCUGAAUGGAGAAACAGAAUCAGAAAAUGCUGCCAUUUCAUAUGGUGAAUAUUUGCAUUGUGUUGGGGAUUUUCAAAUGGCAGCACAAGUGUAUGAGAAAAUUCUCGAGGCAUUUUGCAUGGAUGAUGUGUCUGGAAACCUUUUAGCAGCUGGAAACAUGGUUCCUGACGAGGCUUCUCUUGGGGUCACUUGCUCAUAUGGCCAGCUUUUAUCUCACUCUGGGAAGUUUGCUGAGGCAGAGGAUUAUCUCACAAGAGCUCUACAGAAGGCUGAAGAACAAUUUGGUGCAAACCACCCAAAGGUCGGUAUUAUAUUGACCUGUAUAGCUAGAAUGUACAAAAUGAAGGCAAGAUCGGAAGGUUCUACUUCAAUUAUGGUCCAGGAGGGAUUGUAUAGGAAGGCCCUAGAAGUAUUGAAAGCUCCUGCUAUUAAUUCUGAGGGUACCAGCAAGCAGGUCGAUUGGAGAGAUAUCAUCUCCCUUGCUAGAGGUGUUGGCCCUUAA